AUGUCCAACAGAAGACACGACAUCAUCAUUGACCGACCACCAUAUAAAAGAGAAUCUCCGAGCAUCGAGGAAGAGGCAAAGAUCACAAACAAAAGAUCUGCCCUCGGUGAUAUUACAAACAGACCAUCUUCUUUUCACCCGAUAAAGAUAAAGCCAACCAACAGUGCUGCUGUUGUUGUGGCUGUUUCUACAUUCGAAGAUAUUCAGAAAAUGGAUUUAAAUAAUAAUAAUAAUAAUAAUAAUAGUAAUAAUCAUCAAAAUAAUAAUGGAGUAACUCUUUUACAAGAAAAUUUACAAGAAAAUAAUAAUAAUAAUAAUGGUCGUCCGUCACCAAAACAUAUUGGCCACACUGAGCAAGUUAAUUCAAACUCAGUGAUUGGUUUACAACAACAACCUCACCAAACACAACCACAACAACAACAACAACAACAAAAGCAAUCACUGCUUCAAAUCACAUCCAGCACUGUCAUUUCUCAUAAAGGUGUUUUUUCGGUUGGCGCCACCGCGGUAACAGCCAAACCAAAUCAUCAACCAUCUCAGCCACCAAAACUAACAUUAGUCAAUAGUGUAAUCACCCAAGAUUCGAAUAAUAAUAAUAAUAACAACAAGACAUCAUUAUUGGCAUCAACCGAAAGAAUACAUAAUAACAGCAACAACAAUAAUAAUAAUAAUAGUUUUCAAAAUAAUAAUGUUAGGAGUGAAGUUGUACAACCUUCAAGAUCAACCAAUAAUAACUAUAAUUUAACACCACAAAACAACAACAGCAAUAAUAAUAACAAUCGAAAUAAUAAUAAUACUAAUAAUAUAGUAGUAAAUCCUUUUUUAAAUAAUAAUAAUAAUAAUAAUAAUGCAACAGUAAUAAAUAAUAAUAAUUCAAAUAGUGAUAAUCAAAUUAAUAGAAAUAAUAAUAAUAUUGUAUUUGGUAAUCAAAUCAUUGUAGAUCGACAAACAGAAUUUCAAAUGACAAUGGCCCAUCAUAUUUGGGGAGAUUGGAGUUCAUUUUAUCAAUAUGACAUCGAUAUGGAAGUAGAUGGCGAUCCAGUCUAUUGCACAGAAUACAUUCAUGACAUUCAAGAUAAUAUGAGAAAGAAUCAAAUUAAAACUCAACCAAGAGAUUACAUGCCAUUUCAACCGGAUAUCAAACCAAAUAUGCGUUCGAUUCUAGUCGAUUGGAUAGUGGAUAUCGCGUUUGACAUUAGAAUCAAGAAUGAAACGAUAUUCCUGGCGAUCAACUACCUCGAUCGCUAUUGUUCCGCCGUCAAGGUCAAGAAAGACCAAUUCCAGAUGAUUGGAGCAGCAUCGUUCCUCAUCGCCUGUAAAUACGAGGAGGUGCACGCACCCACUCCACACGAGGUAAUUUCGCUGGCCGGCAACUACUUUUCGAUCGACCAACUGUUUGAAGCAGAGUCGCUCAUCCUAAAGGCCAUCGAUUUCCGACUGACCGCACCCACUGUUAAAUUCUUUUUGUCGCGGCACUUGCGUGCUGCCACCACCGCUGAUCCUCGCGUAUCGGCACUCUCCCACUUUUACGGUGAGCUCUCGCUGAUGGACUACAACCUCGUUGCCUACCUACCAUCGUUUGUGGCAGCGGCCUGUGUCUAUCUGGCAAUGAUCACCACCAAUCACCCAUGGACUUCGACGUUGUCCUUCUACACCCGAGUAUUGCCCGACGAUCCGUUUUUCAAAAAUGUUGUCCGACUAUUAUGGAAUCUUCACCGAAGCGAAUCUACUCUUUCCACCAUCAAGAACAAGUACAAAGACCAUCUGGGUGAUAUCCGUCCACUCCCAGUUAUUCCAUAA
Heterostelium album PN500 is the source of this 1800-nucleotide messenger RNA. RefSeq names its product cyclin (gene cycA). The coding region runs from base 1 to 1800 and encodes 599 amino acids. NCBI's taxonomy places the organism in Eukaryota, Evosea, Eumycetozoa, Acytosteliales, Acytosteliaceae. Gene Ontology annotation, cellular component: cytoplasm; nucleus; cyclin-dependent protein kinase holoenzyme complex. The transcript is spliced from 3 exons. The record is from RefSeq and is a predicted model, not a curated record. Gene Ontology annotation, molecular function: cyclin-dependent protein serine/threonine kinase regulator activity. Gene Ontology annotation, biological process: regulation of cyclin-dependent protein serine/threonine kinase activity; mitotic cell cycle phase transition.